UAGGUCACCCUGGGGUGAGUUUCCAGCUUCAGAAGAAAGAAGUUGUUCUUUCCAUCAAAAACUUACAUUCAGUGGCAAAGGGCACAACUCCCUGAAGCUCUGGGUCAACUUUACACAAUUCCUGCCAAAGCCAGUCCCUACAAAUAAAUAACCCAUCUCCCACCCUCUGUGGCUCAGCCCUUUGUGCCCUGCAGGGUUCCUGCCUGCCCAUGCAGUGAUACCCCAGAUUUAUUCUAUCAUUACCUGACAUUGCACAGUGUGGGAGCCUCAGGGAGGUUGAACUCUCCUGGCCAGUUCCUGUAACUCUUCCCUCUGCUCCCAGCCCGCAGGUGCGAUGGCCACAGCGGCUUUCUGGGACUCAGCACCAGCUCAGCUCCUCUUCCCUCCAGGCACAGCCACUCUGCUGUGGACCAUGCACGUCACCAGGCCCAAAUCUGCCAAGGGACAGAGGCCAAGCCUAAGCCACCGCCAGGGAAUGGAGGCCUGUUCGUGUCGUGUGCCAUCUUCCUCACCAGCAGCCUCUCCUCGGGAAUUGCUGAACAGCCGGAGAGCACCACUCACAAAACCGGCCUUCCCACCUGUCCAGGUGUCUCCUGAGAAAAUCCCAAAGCUCCUGCAGCAAGUGCCUUUGAAGAGCUCCUCGUCCCUGAACAAGUACCGGGUGCUCCCCUCCAUCAUCCGGAAGGGCGUAGGGAGCGGCGCCGUGGAAGCGUUGGCUGAACGGACCGACCGGCUGGAGGUGACUGAGGGGCAGGGGGAUGCUCCAAAAGCCAUCAAGACUUUUUCUGGAGAACAGGGAUCUGCCAGCACGUUGUCAGGAAGUGACAUUCCCACUGAAGAGAGCUCCCACAUGCACUGUGCCCCUGGGCAGUGGGGAAGGCGGGCGAUGCAGGAGAGCCCUCGGGUGUUCCCUGGAAGCCUGGAAGAGCCGCACGUGCUGCUCGCUGUCCGAUCUCCCUCUGGGCAGAGGUUUGAGCACCACUUCAAGCCCUCUGACAGUCUCCAGACGGUUCUUGCCGUGGCAGGACAGAAAUUGUUGGCCAACUACCAACAGUGCAGCGUUGAAACCAUGGAGGUGCCCCGGAGGAGCUUCUCUGACCUUACAAAAUCCCUUCAGGAGUGCGGGAUCCUCCCCAAGUCUGUGCUGUGCAUCCGACGGGACGAGCAGCACGAUGCAGCAGAUCUUUAGGCACACAGAGAUGCUGUGGGUCCUUCUUCUUCCAAAAAACUGAGAGUCUGAUGCUUCCUGAAACCUACUUCUUUAUCUUCCAACUCCCACCAAAUACCGGUGAAGCAGUUAUGGAUAUGUAAUAGUAUUCGAAAUAAUAUUUCAGAAAAUAGUAUUUCAGGUGCAUAAACCUGAUUCAUACAGAGCAGCUUGUGUCACCUGUGCCAUCACAAAUUUCUGCCUCAGCACCACCAACCUUCAGCCUUUCUGGUUUGUUGAAGUUGCUGAUGUUCUUUGAACACUCAGGUUUCCAAGUCCUCUCCCCUUGUCCUUUUCUGUGUUUUGGGAAGUUAUCAGUUCUCUGAAUGCAGAAGCAUUUGGGAAGGUAGAAGCAGAGCUGGUUUAGCUACAGGAGCACCUUCAGUAGCUUAUCUUUAUCCUAAACAUCUUCUCAAGAGACUGAAAAGGAGAUCAAACCCCAAAACCAUCUGGAAAUAGCAAUAUUAAGACAUUAAUGAGUUAUUGUGAAGUAUUAAAUUGCAACACUGAUCAUAAAAUACCUGUGAGGGCUCAGGUGUAACCUCAGUCCAGCUCUUAACUUUGACUAAAUCAUCUUUUUAAGAACAAAUAAUUAUUAUUUUGGUUGUCUUGAGGAGCAGCAGGAUUUUCUCUUGAGUUUUCCUCCUCUUAUUCAGCUCAUGUGAUCCACAGGUAAGAAGAGAUGGAUAGUUAAGAAGAGAUGUUAAAGAUAAUUCCAUUUAACCCCUCUACACUACAGGGAGUUAGUCCAAGGAGCAAGUGCUGCUUUGGGAAUUUUUAAAUAAGGUGUUAAUGGGAUUUGACUGGGAAUUGGCUCAAGGACUAAGCCGUUUUUACUAAACCAUCAUUAAAAGGCUGGUUGGGUGACUAACCAGGUUUAGGCUAACACAAUGUGCUUGUGCUAAAAUAUGAGAAAUAUCUUCUAGUUUCUAAUGGAAUUUCAAAAGCAGUGAUUUUUAAUCUCCUUUAAAAAUGGAGCACUUGCCACACAGGUGGACUGACUUUAAAUGUUUUGGGGUAAACCCAGUUUAUUUUGAAGCUCAGUGUAACUGCUGAAACAGCACAGGAGCACAAACAGGAGCAGAAAGCUGAUUGCUGGUGCUGGCUGUGAGUGUGGUACCUGAUGCUAAAUCAAGUGUUCAGCAGCUUUAUAAAACCAGUAUGUGAUGGAGCAGUGGUCCCUGCUGCUGUUGGUGAUGGGAAUCGCUCAGCAGCAGUCCCAGAUAUUGAAAUGUAUGGAUGCCUUCAAGAGAACCAUGAAGUAUUUAACUUGGUUUCAGGAAAAAGGAUCAUCUUCCAUGUUUCCUUCAGUGUUAGGUAGUUAAUUCCCUAUUUCUGCCUGUUGUGUGUGCUGUUACUCCUUCAUUUCAGAGUGUUUCCAUCCUGUGUUAAAUAAAACCUUUUAGGCUGAAACUUGAACAUGAAAUGAUUUACAUGAGCUGAGGUUUAUCCAUCACACCUGCUCUUAAGAAACCUUUCAUUUGAUGGCAAAUACCUCAUGGGCUGCCCAAAGGGGUUUUUGGAAGGUCAGCUGCCCUCCAAGAACCUUCCUGAAGUUUGUACCUGUGAGAGAGCAAGAACAAUCACACAGUUCAGCAACUUGGCUCACAGUGGACUUCUCAUGCUGGAGGAUGUUCCUCCUGGAUAUCCAAGAUAAAGCUGGAUGAGUUUGGUCCUAAUCACCUCACCCAGGCCACAGCAUCUCCAAAGAUGGGUAAAAAAGUCUUGAUCUAGAUACACACAAUGCAGAAAACACCUCUUUUCUCCCUCAGUUCUCCUUCCCUUCACAACUGUUCAGGGGAGAUUUUAGCAGCAACUCUAAGCCCAAGCACAGGGGGAAGAAUAUUUAUCUGACCUCAUUUAUUGUGUGGCAUCAUUUAACAAACUUCUUUGUGGGAAUCUUUUAAGAAUUUCAGCAUUAAAAUUCAUUCUGUCACAAAUAUAAAACUUCUCAGGACUUUUGGCUGAGAAUAUCCUUACUGAGGUUUUUAAACACCAACAAACCAUUCAAGCAAGAAGUCAGCAAAGGGUUUGUUCAGUAUGUGUUCUUUAAUUCCAAUUAAAAGUACAUUAGAAACAGCACACAGGACCAGCAGCAGCUUCCAUGACAAUUCAACCCAAUACUCUGCUGUCACCAGGUCAUUCAGCUGUACUAGGAAAGUAGGUGAUUAAAUCAAGUCUUCCACUCCACACACAAGCACUCACUCACCUGCCACUUUAAAUAGGAUUCCAACAGAAUAAAAAUAGAUACACCCCAGAAUACAAAAAAGUUUAAUUUUAAGCUGUUUUUUUUUUUUUCUU
Messenger RNA from Parus major (Great Tit), 3508 nucleotides. It is a transcript of the gene UBXN10, whose product is annotated as UBX domain protein 10. The transcript has a single exon. Gene Ontology annotation, molecular function: protein binding. The coding region runs from base 335 to 1189 and encodes 284 amino acids. NCBI's taxonomy places the organism in Eukaryota, Metazoa, Chordata, Aves, Passeriformes, Paridae. The record is from RefSeq and is a predicted model, not a curated record.